Messenger RNA from Acipenser ruthenus (sterlet), 3549 nucleotides. RefSeq names its product F-box protein 10 (gene fbxo10). Gene Ontology annotation, biological process: ubiquitin-dependent protein catabolic process; regulation of apoptotic process; protein ubiquitination. Gene Ontology annotation, molecular function: protein binding. The transcript has 12 exons. The record is from RefSeq and is a predicted model, not a curated record. Lineage: Eukaryota; Metazoa; Chordata; Actinopteri; Acipenseriformes; Acipenseridae. The coding region runs from base 496 to 3366 and encodes 956 amino acids.
AUACAGCACGAAACUCUGGGGGAGGUGUUUACUCAUACCAUUGUGAGAAGCAGGAGCGUCAGCUCUACGUUUACGACUGCUGAUCGCAUUCCCAGUACAUUUCUCUGUUGCCAGGAGGCUUUUUCGGUAAGAAACAGGACAAACUGACUGAGUUAGACUAAAAGGAACGGCUCUCGAAUACUGGCGCGGCUCCCUCUCUUACAAAAACAUUGUACUUAUUUCUGCUGCAAGGAGAAAAAAAUUGUCGGGAUUCACUUACGUUAAACCGACAGUAUGACGUUUACUACCUCAAAGCAACUAACCGGUGUUGAUGUUGCUUGGAAAGUGGGUCCACAUGCAGUUAACUUCUUUUUCCUCCCUUAUCCUCGCCUUGCUUGAACGAAAGAGAAAGAGGAGGAGAACUUACUUGCCUGGAUUUUGCAGCACUGUUUGGGGUUUAACAAAACACACAUUGUUCAACAAUGUGUCCGUCUUGUUGAGCUUCUAGAGGUUAUUAUGGAAAUCGCUGGCCUUCCACUGGAGCUGUGGCGUCUCAUCCUUGCUUAUCUGCCCCUGUCAGACCUGGGCCACUGCAGCCUGGUGUGCAGAGCCUGGUGUGAGUUGAUCCUGAGCUUGGAUAAGACUCGCUGGAGGCAGCUGUGCUUGGACAGCAUGGAGUGCAAGCACCCAAAUUGGCCCAACCAGCCUCCUGUGGAGCCACCGUCCUGGAGGGAGACCUUCAAACAGCACUACUUGGCAUCCAAGAUGUGGACCAAAAAUGGUCAGGAACUGGAGUCCUCCAACUGCUUGUACCUGUUUCGCAGGAAGAAGGACAGGAAGAUCAUCCACGUUGGUACAGGAUGGGACCAUGACGACCUCCGGAGUGCCUUAGCCGUCGCCAACGUCUAUGACAAGAUUGUUCUACACCCAGGAAUCUACGAGGAGCAAAACGAGGUGGUCCUCAAAAUGCCUGUGGAGAUUAUUGGAGAAGGGAAGCUGGGAGAUGUGACACUGCUUGUUGGUUUUGAUCAGCGCUGCCCAACUGCCCGUUUAUGCAAUUUGGUUUUUAUGCCAGCAUGGUUCUCCCCUGUUUUAUAUAAGACAUCCUCGGGUCAUGUCCAGUUCGACAACUGCAAUCUUGAGAAUGGCCAGGUUCAUGUCUAUGGCCCGGGGACCUGUCAGAUCAAGUUCUGCACUUUCAGCCAGUGCAGCAUCAACCUCCAUUGGGUUGUUGUCAGCUUGCUGGAGAACUGUGAGUUCACUGGCAGCGAGAAUAACUCUGUGACAGUUGAGGGCUAUCCAGCUUCUGACAGGAACUGGGCCUGUAAGCAUCUUGCUGCCCUGGCCAAAUCCAAAUCAUUCUUAAAUGCUGUCCCUUCAGAUAGCAAGCAGCCUUGUGACGGCUUAAGGACUUUGGAGAUACUAGUGAACCGAAACCACCCAAGUGAACUGAACACAGAGGUAGGAUCCAAAGACCAAAAGCUUGACUCUGGUGUGGGCGAGCUUUAUACCACCAAAGGUCAGUUGGUCGAACAUGGAGAGGCUCUGACCUUGGAGACGGACUACAGUGAUAGUGAUUUGAACACAGCCAGUGAGAAUGAGGAUGACGAGCAGUUGGCGUACAAGCUUUCCUACCAGUCACAUGGCCUGAGCCACCUGCUGGAGAGGACAGAGAGGUUUAGGCCUCAGGGGGACGGGAUUACCCCCCUCCAGACCGCCCUUGCUCUAAGGACGUUUCAACAGGAGCUGCAGAUGGACAAGGAAGUCCAGGCCCUUGCCAGUAGCCUACAAGGCUGCCACAUCCGAAAGUGCCUCUUCAGGGACGGGAAGGGAGGGGUCUUAGUCUGUGUUCAGGCACAGGCCAGACUGGAGGGUAACAUGUUCCGGGACUUGACAUAUGCAGUCCGCUGCAUACAGAAUGCCAAGAUCAUCAUGCUGAAGAAUGAAAUCUGCCACUGUAAAGCCUCUGGGGUGUUUAUGCGGCUCUCUGCGCAGGGUCUGAUUGCUGACAACAACAUCCAUUCGAAUGCAGAGGCAGGUGUGGAUAUCCGCAAGGGAGCUAACCCUCUCAUCCUGUGUAAUAGGAUACACAGUGGCCUUCGCUCAGGCAUUGUCGUCCUUGGCAACGGAAAGGGCAUCAUUCGCAGCAAUCGAAUCUAUGGAAAUAAAGAGGCUGGCAUUUAUAUUUUAUACAAUGGAAACCCUGUGGUGAGUGGGAAUCACAUCUACCAAGGGCUGGCUGCGGGCAUUGCGGUAAAUGAGAACGGAAGAGGACAGAUUGUAGAAAAUAUAAUCCGUGAAAACCAAUGGGGCGGUGCAGACAUCCGACGCGGCGGGGACCCCGUUCUGAAAAACAACCUCAUCUGCCACGGGCACUCGGAUGGAGUGGUAGUCGGGGAGAGAGGCAAAGGGCUGAUUGAAGGAAACACUAUCUAUUGCAACAAGGGAUGUGGGGUGUGGAUCAUGUCCUCCAGCCUACCACACAUCACUAGCAACCAAAUCAGCCACAACAGCAUCUACGGUGUGGCUGUCUUCUGCCGCAAGGAUGAUGCCAAUGACUACCAGCCCAGCCAGGGGGGCAACUUUAAUGAGGACAGUGAGCUCAUCAAUUGGGAGAACGAUCUGGACAGCGAGGAAGAGCGCUUCUCCUCCAGGCAGCCCAUCAGUGUGGCACUCAUCGAGUCCAACAGCAUCAGCCACAACAGAGCUGUUGGCCUGUAUAUCAAAAGCAGCGAGGCACUGAACAUCAUGGGUAAUGCCAUCCAUGCCAACCAUGAGAAUGGAAUAACUGUGUUCCAGAGCAGCCAGCUCACCCGCAUUUCAAACAACAGCGUCACCCUCAACACCAUAUGCGGGAUCUUGGUGGAAGCCGGCUGUCGGGUGGAACUACGUGGCAAUGGUGUCUAUGACAACAAUAGCCAUGGUAUCACCUCCAAGGGGGAUGGAGUCAUCUUAGAAAAUGACAUCAUUGGAAACCAUGGGUGUGCCCUGAAGCUGCUAGAAACUGCAGAUAUGAAGGUAAUGAAGAACAGGAUUCAGUCACAUCAUGACUAUGGGAUUGCUGUUCUUGAUCAAGUGAAAGGGCUGGUGCAGGACAAUCUGAUUUUCCAGGGGAAAUCCAGCAAAACAGUCAUCCAGAAGAUGCCGAUGGCCGAAAAGUGUAUAGUGCAAAACAAUGAGCUGCUGGCUUUCAAUAGUCAAAACUCAUGCAAGUCUCAAGUGACCUGGAAACUGGAAAACCCUCCAGCAAGGCCACACAUAGAAGGGCAGCCAACAGGAGCAUCCUCCAUGCAGACAAGCCAGAGGACGGCAUCCGUGACAACAAGGAUUGCUGCCAGAGUUGAAGGAGGUUGCCAUAAUGGCAGUAUCUUCUGUUCUAUUCUUUAGACAUAAUAGAAGACAGUGAGGAAGGAGCACCGGUAGGAAGGAAAAAUGACUCGGUUCCUGUCCCACCACUACCACCAACACCACCACAAUUUGCAGUUGUGUGUUUUUGAAUUUGCAGUUGUGUUUUGCACUUCAGGGUCACUGUACUAAACCAUUUUUAGAUAAAAAUAAAUCUUAAAUAAU